AUGUCAAACCAAACCCUCUUAGAACCGAGUCUUGGCAGCGACGCUAAAGCCAUCACAAAGCAGCGACUGAUGCCAACGAUUCAUGGCUUCAUCAGAGAGAAUGUUAAUUGUGUGAGAGCAGUGUCCAGCCCAGAGCUCCAGCACAGACCUCCAGCCCAAACCUCCAGCCCAGAGCUCCAGCACAGUGCUCCAGCCCAGAGCUCCAGCCCAGUGCUCCAGCCCAGAGCUCCAGCCCAGACGUUCAGCUCAGACCUCCAGCCUAGAGCUCCAGCCCAGUGCUCCAGCCCAGUGCUCCAGCCCAGACGUUCAGCCCAGAGCUCCAGCACAGAGCUCCAGCCCAGUGCUCCAGCCGAGAGCUCCAGCCCAGACCUCCAGCCCAGUGCUCCAGCCCAGAGCUCCAGCCCAGAGCUCCAGCCCAGAGCUCCAGCCCAGACCUCCGGCCCAGUGCUCCAGCCCAGAGCUCCAGCCCAGACCUCCAGCCCAGAGCUCAGCCUAGAGCUCCAGCCCAGAGCUCCAGCACAGAGCUCCUGCCCAGAGCUCCAGACCAGACCUCCAGCCCAGAGCUCCUGCCCUCAGGGAAAUGACCUUGAGGACUCCUGCCCUAGAGAGAGAGAGCUUGGAAACAUGUGGUUCAGAACUGUUGAGCUCCGUCAGAGAAUCUCCGGCUCACAACUGCGAUCUAUCAGCCGCCAUCCCAAAGACAUAUUAAUACGACGGCGUGAGGAGGAGGAGAGGGGGGGUGGCGGGUUUUGUUUGGGGGAAACUGCGAGACUCGGGUCGAGAUCAGUGGCAAUCAUUACGGCGCGCAAACAAGCCUUGUCCAUCACCCUCGCCUUUCGCUAA
Molecule: messenger RNA, 843 nt
Organism: Knipowitschia caucasica
Lineage: Eukaryota; Metazoa; Chordata; Actinopteri; Gobiiformes; Gobiidae
Source: the annotation of a GenBank genome assembly